UCUCUGACUUUCCUUCGGGUGGGUCUCACCACCCACCACCCCCACCGCCCUCAUAUACCUCUACAACAAAAACCGGGUCCACGGAAUCAUCUACUGUCAUUUACACCUCCGUAGAGACUACGCAUGCGUAAUAUCAUAUGGUACCUCUCUCUCUCUGUCAAUAGGUGUUUUGUGAUUUAUACAAAUAUCUAAUGGUUUUUUAUAAUAUAUGAUUACACCUCUUGAAAAUUACCUCAAGGCCCGACUUUUCUCUCUCAUAUAUGUGUGUGUCAUAGAUGGUUUUGUUUAUUUUUUGGAAUGAAGAAUAUUGUGAAAUAUAUACCCAUUUGGUAAGUAUGAUAUACUCGGAUCCGUUGCUUCUUUACAUGGGUAUUUAUGUAUUUGUGUGAUGGGUUUGUGAUUGUUUUGAAGCAAUUACUAGUUUUCUUUCUUGCUAAUGGGGUUUAUAAUGAUGGGUGUUUCUUUAUUGUCAAUCCAAUUCAGCAUACGUAUUGUUUUGGGGAUUAUUUAAUUGUGUACUUGGAUUAUGUACUUUCUUUUUUUAUUUAUUUGGCUUUGUGCGUGGGGUUUUCUAGACUUUGAAGGAAGGUGGUAUUUGACUUUGAAGCUAAAGAUGGUUUGUUGUUUGAGGUAAGAGGGUUGGUUGUGGUCAGGUUCUUGUUGAUUUGAUGGGUAUUAUUUGGUCUUCAUGUUCACUGGUUUUGAUGGGUUCCCAGAACUGUGAUUCAACAAGGUCUAUUCUUUUGCUAAAGUAGAUUGAGUUUUGAGGAACAGCUGGCUGAAUCUGUGAUAAAAGGUUUGAACUCUGGAGCUUCUGUGAUGAUGUUUGUGGUGUUCAAUUGAUAUUUUUUGGCUUACUCUGUUCAAGAAUUUGAAGGUGUUUUUUUUUAUAUAUUUCAAUGGAUGUGGAUUCUGUCCUUCAUGGUUUAUCCCUUGAUGGAUUGGAAAGAAUGGUGCAUAUGUAGCUCUCUGAAUUAUAACACGGGAUUUGGAGGAAAAUCUUGAUUUUAAACCUUCUUCUCAGCAGGAGGAGGAGAAGAAGGAGAAUAGUUUGGUUUGUGGGUAUCAGGUCUUCUAGAGAGUAAAAAUGGAGGAAGAUGCUAAUUCUUGGAUAAGGAGAACCCAUUUUUCACACACCAUUUAUCAUCGGUUGGAUGCAGCAAGAUUGGCCUCCGCUUCUUUCACAAGUCAGCCAAAUCGAAUUUCGGGUGUGAAAUCAAGACCCGGAACAGCCUCUGUUUAUGCUAGGUCAGGCGCAGAAAGUGUACUGAUUCAGCAAAAUCCUGUCACAAACAAGCAAAGGGCUGUAUCACCUCUCCCAGAAAGCAAGCUUUCUGAUACCUUUAAGGAAGCUCGGUCCAAUCGAAAGAGAUUCUCAACUCCACAUCCUAGAAGGAAAGAGCAUGAGACGUGGAUUGUAGGCAAAUUGUUUCACAAAGAUUCACAAGGAACCAAGGGACUUGAUUCAAAGUCACCUUUGAAUACUAGCCCCCUUAGGCACUUCUCUUCGAUGAAAAUUAGUGAUAAAACGAAGAACAAGAAGGAAUUUGUGUGGACAAAGUAUUUUGACAAUGGUGGAGGAAGGGUUACCUCUGUGGAAACAGCAGAUGAGUAUAUGGUUGAUCUUUCAAAGCUAUUUCUUGGCCUUAGAUUUGCUCAUGGGGCACAUAGUCAGCUUUACCAUGGGAUAUAUAAGGAUGAACCUGUUGCGGUGAAAAUUAUCAGGGUUCCAGAUGAUGACGAAAAUGAAGAGUUAGCAGCUCGGUUAGUGAAACAAUUCAAUAGGGAAGUCAUUCUCUUGUCUCGACUCCACCAUCAGAAUGUCAUAAAGUUUGUAGCAGCAUGCAGAAAGCCACCCGUUUAUUGUGUUAUCACAGAAUAUCUAUCAGAGGGGUCCUUGAGGGCAUACUUGCACAAGCUUGAGCAUAGAUCUCUUCCCUUACAGAAAUUAGUCACUUUGGCUUUGGAUAUAGCUCGUGGAAUGGAGUACAUACACUCACAAGGUGUUAUUCAUAGGGACCUCAAACCUGAGAAUAUACUUAUUAAUCAAGAAUUCCAACUGAAAAUUGCUGAUUUUGGAAUAGCUUGUGAGGAGGUAUACUAUGAUCUUCUGGCAGAUGACCCAGGUACUUAUCGUUGGAUGGCACCUGAGAUGAUCAAACGUAAGUCCUAUUGCCGUAAGGUUGAUGUAUAUGGGUUUGGACUCAUUUUAUGGGAAAUGGUAUCUGGAACUAUCCCUUAUGAGGAUAUGACACCCAUCCAAGCUGCUUUUGCUGUAGUGAAUAAGAAUUUGAGACCAGCUUUACCUGGGGACUGCCCUCAUGCCAUGAGAGCUUUAAUUGAGCAAUGUUGGUCUUUGCACCCCGAGAAGAGGCCUGAGUUCUGGCAGGUGGUGAAGGUAUUAGAGCAGUUCGAGUCAUCACUUGCCCGGGAUGGAACCCUAGAUCUGGUACAAAACCAAACAUGUCAUGAUCAUAAGAAAGGGCUUCUUCAUUGGAUUCAAAAGCUUGCUCCAACGCAUCAUGAUAGUUCAUCCAUGCCUAAACCUAGAUUCACAUGA
This is a messenger RNA of Ilex paraguariensis (yerba mate), 2560 nucleotides long. Lineage: Eukaryota; Viridiplantae; Streptophyta; Magnoliopsida; Aquifoliales; Aquifoliaceae. The record is from the annotation of a GenBank genome assembly.